AUGAAUGAAAAGAAGAAGCUGGAGAAGAAGAGCAUAUAUAGUCGUUGUGCCGAUAGUAGACCUAAUGAUGAUUGCAAUGAUAUAGUAGUAUGUGAGAUACUGAGCAGACUGCCAGUGAAAUCACUUAUGAGGUUCAAGUGCGUGUGUAAACAUUGGCGUGAUUUAAUCCAGGAGGAUCCUUACUUUAUUGAUUUACAGCUUACACGAUCGAAAACACGACCUGGACUAUUUAUUGUCAUUCCAUUACAGGCGUCUCUAAAGGCGGGCAUGAUAUGUGGCUUACAAGGAUAUACAAAGGGUGGAAGAUGCAAAAAAGUGCCCGAUCAGGAGUUGUACUUGAGAGCUCAGUUACUUGGAGGACCACACCAAGUUAGAGCUGCCAUUAACGACGUAAUGCAAACAAAGUCGUUUUCUGAAUACAAUGAAAUCUUGCCACCCAUAAAUGGUUUAAUAUGUAUGGUUGACAGCAAAGUCCACUAUCGCGUUCGGAUAUACAAUCCCAGCGCCCGAGAAAUCACACCAUGGAUGAAAUCAACAUUAUUAAUGAAUCAGCAAGAAGGAGACCGUUUUGACGUUUUUAACGAUGAUAUGUUUCCGACCUAUCAGUUUGGGUUUGAUCCUGCCACUAAGGAUUACAAAGUGCUUUGUGUGUGGAGUACAAAUCGUGAAGAAGUUUCUGAGGUCUUAACUGUAGGCCAAACUAAGUGGAGAAGGGUCAGAGAUGAAAUCCCGUCAAACAACUUUUAUGAUGGGAAUUCUGUUUAUGCGAAUGGUUGCAUCUAUUGGAUAGUAUAUGAAUGUCUAACUGUAUUUGAUGUCGGAAACGAGAAGUUUAGAGUGAUCCCAGUCCCUAAUUGCAUCAGUGAUCAGCCUCGGGACUGUGGUCAAAAUGUUGAAUUGUUAGAUGAUCAAGUGGAUGGACGUGCAGAUCUAUUUCGUAGAAUGUCUGUUUAUGAGGGUCGCGAGGUUGGAUUACUUGAAAUGGGCGGGCAUGUAACUGUAUUCCGCAGAAUGAGUGAUUACACCGCCAAGUUGUGGAUAUUUAAUGAAGACACCAAAGAGAACACAAGUAACGAAUGCUGGAGUGAACUGACUAUCAUGUUACCUUUCUGUUGGGCUGGUGAUGGACAAUGUGUAUACAUUCAUACUGUCCCAGGAACUGACGAAAUAAUUUUUGAAACCUAUAGAGAUUGUUUAGAUAGACGAAUAGAGUAUGCUUCUCUUUAUUCUUACAAUUGGAAAAAGAAGAUUUUCACAGAGCUUAAACUUAGUGGGAUUCCCUCCUCAGUUCCAGAGUAUCGGGCUUCAUUGUUUUCAACUUUCUUUGAAAGCCUUGUACCUAUUCAGAAAGCAGGAGAGGCAGGCAUCACGUUUGGCAGAAAAUAG
Papaver somniferum (opium poppy) is the source of this 1386-nucleotide messenger RNA. Its product is annotated as putative F-box protein At3g10240. The transcript has a single exon. The record is from RefSeq and is a predicted model, not a curated record. The coding region runs from base 1 to 1386 and encodes 461 amino acids. Lineage: Eukaryota; Viridiplantae; Streptophyta; Magnoliopsida; Ranunculales; Papaveraceae. Gene Ontology annotation, molecular function: protein binding.